Messenger RNA from Cydia splendana, 1033 nucleotides. RefSeq lists its product as uncharacterized. Bases 158 to 613 code for a protein of 151 amino acids. The transcript is spliced from 4 exons. Lineage: Eukaryota; Metazoa; Arthropoda; Insecta; Lepidoptera; Tortricidae. The record is from RefSeq and is a predicted model, not a curated record.
UCCGCCAUAGAUUAUAGAAAGAAAGCCGUCAAUGUCAAACUGACGUCCAAUGAAAUCCGACCGCGCAAAUUACGGAUUUCGUAUCGAUUUUCACUGCCGUAAAUAUUAAAACUUGACCUGUUAUAGCAUUCCAAGUUCCUUUACUACCCUCGCCUCGAUGUCAACACAAUCGAAAACAAAAGCCAUGCCUCUAUUAGACUUGAAAAUGUACGUGCGAGUGGUGGCCGCAGUGUUCUCUAUUUCGUCUUCGACCGCGUUUGUGAUGGCCCUGCUUCGGUUAUUGAAGCCGGAAUUAUUCUAUUUGGAGCCAUUAUUCAGUAGCGAUUUGGGAGUUCACUAUUUCAUCUCCGGCCUAAUGAUAGUGACAAGCGCCAUAGGCUUCCUGAACAGCUGUAUCGUCAUGAACCGGAGCACAGCCCUGAACACCGGCCGGAACAUUACGACGUGGUUGCUGCUGGAUUCACUGUUUGAGACCAGCCGGGUGGUGUAUGUUUUUGUGUGCGAGGUUGUGCUGAAAGGGAAGGGUCCGAUACAGUUGUAUGAUUUGCUGAUCAGCGCUGCGCAAUAUUUGCUGGAUAGCUUCCUCUACUGCCAAAUGAUACUCAGACACUAGUACAUGUGGAAAACUCGUAGAUUUAAAUUAUUCAUAUAGCACUAUAUAGAUCCAAGAUUUAUAGCAUUUAGUGAAAAUCUUCCAAAGAAUAUUCUAGGCUACAUAGUUGAUUAUUUUCUCAAAAUUAUGAUCUUGAUAGUGUAAGAUAUGUAUUUUUCUAGAAGGAAAAUACAAAGAUGUUUGAUAUUUAAGGAAAGCCACGGUUGAAGAAUUUUAUUUGUGAGCCAUUGAAGAGAUUUAAAAAUAAACCGGACAAGUGCGAGUCGGACUCGCCCACCGGGUUCCGUACUUUUUAGUAUUUGUUGUUAUAGCGGCAACAGAAAUACAUCAUCUGUGAAAAUUCAACUGUCUAGCUAUCACGGUUCGUGAGAUACAGCCUGGUGACAGACGGACGGACGGACAGCGGAGUCUUAGUAAUAG